AUGUCGCACAUUUGUGUUACACCCGAUUGUGGAAAACCCGCUACGUUGCGAUGUCCUACAUGUAUCAAAUUAGGGAUUACUGGUUCCUAUUUCUGCACUAAGGAGUGCUUUAAGAAGUACUGGAAAACCCAUAAAAACCUUCACCUUCUUGCAGUCGAAAUCAUAGAGGGGAAAUGUAUGUUCCCUUCCUCGGAAUUGGACACCAUAUUCGAUGGCUACUAUUUUACCGGUCCACUUAGACCGGCAAAGAAGACGCCUUUUAGAACUAUUCCAGAUCAUAUUGCGCGCCCCGACUAUGCAGAUACCGGCAUUCCGGUGUCUGAACGGGAGGCCAAGAGCUCACACUCGAUUAUUGCGCUCAAUAAAGAAGAAAUUGAGGGGAUGCGGGUCACUGGAAGAUUGGCAAGAGAAGUUCUCGAUGAGGCAAUUGCCGCGGUUGGUGUUGGUGUGACAACCGAUGAAAUUGACCGGAUUGUCCAUGAAGCCUGCAUCGAUCGGGAGUGCUAUCCCUCACCGCUCAACUACUUUAACUUCCCUAAGUCCUGUUGCACGUCGAUAAACGAAGUGAUUUGCCAUGGUAUUCCUGAUCAGCGGCAUCUUGCCGACGGUGACAUUCUCAACAUUGACAUAACCACCUACUUUGGUGGUUUCCAUGGUGACGUCAACGAAACGGUCUUCGUGGGAACGCCUAACGAGAAGUCCAUUCGACUAGUGAAGAGUACCUACAACUGUAUGGCCAAGUCCAUGGAUGCUGUUCGCGUGGGAAUGAAGUAUCGCGAGCUGGGCGACGUCAUUCAACGUCAUGCAAAUGCUGAAGGAUUUUCGGUGGUGCGAACCUACUGCGGCCACGGUGUGCACAGACUUUUCCACUGCCCGCCCAAUAUACCCCACUAUGCUCAAAACAAGGCAGUGGGAUCGACAGCUCCAGGUCAUUGCUUCACAAUCGAGCCGAUGAUCAACGAGGGCAACUGGAGGGAUGAAUUGUGGCCGGACAAGUGGACAGCUGUCACAAUUGACGGUUUGCGAUCUGCCCAAUUCGAACACACCAUGAUUAUCCUCAAACGUGAGGAAGGAAUUGAAACACCCGCCAUGCUGGAAAACGGGCCUCCUUUGGAGGUCGUGACCGCACGCACUAUAAAGGGCGAGGAUAAGUUAGCUAAUGUGGAGCUACCGCCUGAGGAUGCGCUGCAUUUCCGUCGUUACGGACGGCCGCACUUUGUGGAUCAGUUGCACACCCUGAAAAUGGAUGUUAAAGCCAUUUUGGAACAAAAGGGGUCGAAGAGGAAGGUUGGUGAAGAGUUGGUGCUCGGAGAGGAUCUGCUGGCGUGCGCGACGCGCAUAAAUGGCGGUCUGGGCGACCACCAAGAGGGGAGUGACGUUUCCCAUUCGGCGGAAUCCGAAUCACUGCUUCUCUAUAAACGCCUUUUAUAG
Molecule: messenger RNA, 1431 nt
Organism: Echinococcus granulosus
Lineage: Eukaryota; Metazoa; Platyhelminthes; Cestoda; Cyclophyllidea; Taeniidae
Product: Methionine aminopeptidase
Exons: 10
Coding region: 1-1431 (476 amino acids)
Biological process (GO): proteolysis
Molecular function (GO): metalloaminopeptidase activity
Source: RefSeq, a predicted model, not a curated record